Molecule: messenger RNA, 4087 nt
Organism: Puntigrus tetrazona (Sumatra barb)
Lineage: Eukaryota; Metazoa; Chordata; Actinopteri; Cypriniformes; Cyprinidae
Exons: 6
Coding region: 2128-3216 (362 amino acids)
Source: RefSeq, a predicted model, not a curated record
AAGAAGAACUAGAGGACAUGAAGAAGAAACACGAUGAUGAAGUCAGAGCACAAGAAGAGGAACUGAAUAGUUUCAGAGAGAAAGUAGAUCAACAGGUUAAAGAGCUCAAGGAGAAGAUAGAUAAAUGCUAUGAUGAGGAAAAAGAAAGAAGGAAAAGCACAUGUCAUGUCAUGUGAAGCAUUUUUGAAAUAUUUGGGGAAUCGAGCCCUUCUUAUGGCUGAAAUCCUGCUUGAAUUUGGCAACCACAAACACCUUUCGUUCCACAGACGGUUUUUUUUGCACUCUUCUCUUUAAUUUGUUAUAACUUUUGUGUUUUUGUUCAGUUUUUGAGCUUUCAUUUAUGAAGGAAACGCCUACUUGACUACAUCCAAUCGUUUCGCGGUACAAAAAAGACCCUAUUUUAAGUAUGUCUCAAGACGGAAAUAAAAUCGGUCGCAAACUUCCAGUUCACUCAAACUUUAAUCGAAUCGACUAUAACUCAAAGUCUUACGUAAAAGCAAUACAUUAAGAAUUACACCCGUUUUGUAGUAGCUUGAUGCUCGUUGUACCUCUAAUUAUCUUUUAUCAUGUAGUCUAUUUUUGUAAAAAUUAUAGAUAGGUGGUGUUUCUGGUGUAGAACAAAACUUUGUUUAUCGUAAUUUAGAUGUGACAUCCAUACAAGAAACAAUCUAAGGAAUAACGCAUUGCUGGUCGGCGCCACCUAGCAUGCUGGCGUGAAUUAGCAUUCGUUUCGCGCUCGGUUCGUUUGCGUUUCACCUCGCUUUUUCGCAUCGCGCUAAGCGUGGAAAGGCCUCAACUGUGGACAGAGCUUAAGCAACGUUAGCCAGCGCCACAGAGGACACUAUCAGCGACACUAUGCCUAAUUUAAUUUGUCAGCGCAAGCUAAAGCUAAUGUUAGAACAGCUAACGCUUAACUUACCGAAAUAAAGUGCUCACUACACAGUCACUGUUUUCCCAAUUUGUUCUGCAGAAAACCUGGUUCGAUCUGUCCAGUAGAUAAACAGCUUCUGCUAGAUGUUUGUGGUCUCUCUGUGUGUGUGUGUGUGUGUAGUAGUUUUUAUUUUCUCUCCUAGCAUGUUAAACUGCCUGUGCGCACUGAUAGUAAAGUAUUUUAUGCUGUGCAAGUUAGAAUUACCACAAAAGUCAAGAUAAGAGCUCUGUAUGACUUUUAAUAGCUUUUUAUGUUUGCAUCAUAUGAGAAGCAUACAUCAGAAGCAACAUCAGCGUGAUUGCAUAUGCGAUACUGAUAUUAUGCAACAGUUCAACAGACAAGAAGAUAUAAAAAGUUAUGUUUUAGGCACAAUGUUGUCUGUUUUUGCACAGUGGAUAUUAUAUAAAUCAGACAGAUGUGAUGUGUGACUGAAUUAAUCUGUAUUUUUGAAAAAGUCAUGUCAAUGAUUUAAUGACCAAUCAUUAAACACAUGAAUCAGUAAACCUUUUGAACAAAUCGUUUGAGCGAAUUAUUCAGUGACGACCUGCCUCCACACACUGGAUACUUAGUUUUGUAAAGUAUCAUUAUUUUAAUUUUUUUCAAUAUUCUCCAAGUCGUGUGCAAAACAUCAAUCUCAAAGCAUUAUUUAUGCAUUUAUGCAAGAUCGGCCAAGAUUAUCAUGAUGAUAAUGGAGACGGAAACUGUGACGACCAGAUAAACAUCACAGUUCAGUUCAGAGUGUUUCCAGACCUUUCAAAGAUCACUGUUGUGGGGUUUUGAGUGAAACCGUGUUUCUCAAAUUAGUUUUGUUGGGUUUGUGGCAUCUGGAUGGUGAGUCUGAAACUUGUUUUUAUGAGAUUAACGUUCACUGUUAUGCUCAUAUCGCCAUAACAUUAAUCUGAGAACAACUUUGAAUUGACGUUAUUCGGGGUAAUCGAUUCAAUCGCGAACAACGUUAAUGUUAGUUGUUAGUUCAAUGUAAAACUUAAAUCUUUGCUUGCAUCUUUGUCUUUGUACGGCUGUAGAAUAUUAUUCACUGCACUUUUAAAUAAUUGUAAGUAUUUUAGUGAAAAAACAAGACUUUUAAAGCUUUUCUGUGAACAAAAUGUUCUUCAGGAGUGUUUGGUGAUGAUGAAGUGAGGUCAGUGUCUGUGAAGGAGGGACAAUCAGUCACUCUGAACUCUGAUCUUACUGAAAUGAAGGAUGAUGAUCUGAUUCAGUGGAGAUUUUAUGAUACUUUAUUGACUGAAAUCAGUAAACAGAGAGGCAGAUUCGUUGUAUAUGACGACGUUCUUGACGGGAGAUUCAGAGACAGACUGAAGCUGGACAAUCAAACCGGAUCUCUGACCAUCAUGAACACCACAACUGAAGAUACUGGACAUUAUAAACUACAGAUCAACAGUGUCAUCAAGUAUAUUAUUCUUACUGUCUAUGGUGUACUGAAGUCACUGUUAGUGAAGGAGGGAGAUUCAGUCACUAUAAACUCUGGUCUUACUGAAAUGACGGACAAUGAUGUGAUUCAGUGGAGGUUUUUUUUUAAUGAUUUCACUUUAAUCGCUGAAGUAGACGUCAAAGCCAACAGCAUGACUGUAUAUGAUGAUGUUCUUGACGGGAGAUUCAGAGACAGACUGAAGCUGGACGAUCAAACCGGAUCUCUGACCAUCACGAACAUCAGAAACACAGACUCUGGACUUUAUGAACUUUACAGCGGAUAUGUGACUUUUGUUUUCUUUCUCAGUGUCCAUAAUGAGAUAUCAGUGAUGGAGGGAGAUUCAGUCACUCUCAACUCUAAACUGACUAACAAAGUGGGUGAUGAUGAGAUUCAGUGGUUUGUAAAUGAAAGCAUUUUAUGUGCUGAAAACAAUAAAUUGGCCGGCAGAUUCACUGUGUAUGAUGAUGUUCUUGACGGGAGAUUCAGAGACAGACUGAAGCUGAAGAAACGAACCGGAUCUCUGACCAUCAUGAACAUCACAAUGCAACAUGCCGGAUAUUAUAAACGACAGACCAACAAACUGACUGAGAGUUAUAGACUCAUUGUCAGUGCUUCCCUGCCUGUUCCUGUCAUCAGCACAGACUGUCCCUCAUCAUCCUCAUCACCCUCAUCAUCAUCAGGAUCUCAUCUAAAUCCCAUCAGAAACCAGACUCAACAUCUGGAGCACACGUGUUCAGACUCUGAACACUGCUGUGGUUUUACUGAAGCUGUGAUCCGAUUGGUCCUCUCCGCUCUGGUGGGCGUGGCUACUGUCCUUCUUCUGGUUUAUGACAUCAGAUCCAGAAGAGCUUGACGAGAUCAAACACAUAUUCACACACCAGGUACUUCACCAUUUAUAUAUUUUCUCAUUAAACUGUUUAGUUCAGUAUUUAUUAGCAUUUUAAUUUAUUUAUAAUGGUUUUGUAUAUUCACAUACUGGUACAUUUGUUUAUUUUAGGUGAUUCUUUUGCACUCUUGAAGAUGAUUUGAGAACAAACGGCAAUGCGUUCUCUCAUUUACCAUUUAAAAAAAUGUGAGAGUUUGACAUAAUACAUGCUUAUGAUUAGCAAACAUUUCAUUGCUUAUUGUAGAUUAUCAUGUCUUCAGUCUAUGUUUCCCUUUCUUGGUUUUUGAGGACUCUUAUUUUGAAGUGUCUGUCCCCCAUUGUUUCUGUGUUCCCUUCUUCCUUUGCUCACCUGGUUAGUUUCUUUAUUAACGAUUAACUCCUCCCCCUUGUUACCUCGUUAUCGUGUCUAUAUAAAAUCCAUUCACUUCCUGCUCAAUCUGCAUUUAGCACUCUCCCAGCGCUAGAGGCCUUACCAUGCUGUGUUGUGGGCCAUUUGCCAUUUGCCAUUUGCCAUUUGCCAUUUGCCAUUUGCCAUUUGCCAUUUGCCAUUUGCCAUUUGCAUGUUCUUUCCUUUAUCAAUAAAUGAGCUGGUCCUAGAGCUCUAUGCAGCUCUAGGCUGAAACUCUGGUUGUUUGGGGCAAACAAGCUCCAUUUUUUUAUUUAACUUUUAGAUACACAAUUCCCUGUUGGGGCUACACUUUGUUCCACCAACAACUCCACAACGUUUCUACUGAUAACAUUUUUAAAAAGUUUAGCAAUUGCAGAUGAAUUGCAAUUUCAGAAGGAAACGUUCUACUAAUGUUAUGCAAGAAUGCUAACUUUGAGAGAACCUUUGAAG